CGCAAACGCAAGCACGCUCGCUCGCUCGCGAACGAGUGUGCAUUGUUAUGAUUUGCGCGACACAUGACACUCGUCAACUUUUUACACAAACGCGUCAUGUCUGAGAGACGCAGAACGAGGGACGAUUGUUGUCCGUCGUAACUUUGUCUUACGCAGUAUGCAAUUCGAUCCUCGUGUCCUUACGUCGUCCUACUGUUAUCUAACCGAGCGUGACGCUUUGACGAACGAAAACAAACAUGAGCGUAUUUUACAUUUUCUCUAUUACGACACAUGAUAUGCGCAAUGCGCAAAAAUUUUUUUUUAAGAAAUAGAAUCGCGAUAUGUUUAUAAAAAUAAACGAAAACCAAAGUCCAUAAAUGACGAAGAUACAGGCAAUUUUAUUUAUGAAAAUCUUAUGUAUGCACUUUUCUCAGUCAGUAUCAAUAAUACAGUCUCAAGUUGGUGUCAUAAGAGGAGUGCAAGUACUUUAUAGCGACACUAAUCCGUUAGAUGUAGAUCUAGUAAUAAAUUUACCUCAUGAUGGCAUUCGGCUUAUAUUCGAUCCUGUUGUACAAAGGCUUAAGAUAAUUGAGAUUUAUAACAUGAAGUUAGUGAAAUUGAAAUAUUGCGGCUUGCCAUUCAAUUCGCCAGAAGUAUUGCCCUCAAUCGAGCAAAUAGAACAUUCUUUUGGUGCAACUCAUCCUGGCGUUUAUGACAGCGAAAAACAGGUGUUUGUAUUGAACUUUCGAGGAUUGUCGUUUUAUUUUCCAAUUGACUCAAAAUUUCAACCUGGCUAUGCUCACGGAUUAGGCUCAUUGCAGUUUCCUAACGGCACUUCGCCUUUAGUUGCAAAAACAGCGAUUUACGUUGGAAAUAUGCCAGCUGGUGGUAGCACCGAAGAACAUGGUUCUAAGACACCGCCGCCACCUUUGCCACUUGCCUGUUACCACAAUAACUUGUACUUGGAGAAAGCUGAUAUCAUUCGGGACAAGGCACGUACUCGAGGGCUCAGAUUACAUCUUUUCACGGAAGGUAGUUCCGGAACGAGAGCACUUCUGGAGCCGAAGAAGCGAUGUCUGACCAAGGAGGUAUUGUUUGGUGAUACUUGCGAGGAUGUUUUAAGCGCGCUCGGUGCUCCGUCUAGAGUAUUCUACAAAGCUGAGGAUAAGAUGCGUAUUCAUAGUCCACACGCGCACAAGCGGGACAAAACAAGGCGGUCAGACUUUUUCUAUAAUUAUUUUACUUUAGGUUUGGAUGUCUUAUUCAACGCAAAAACUCAAUGUAUAAAAAAGUUUGUACUUCACACGAAUUAUCCAGGACAUUAUAAUUUUAACAUGUAUCACCGCUGUGAAUUUUCUCUAACUCUGCCACCUGAAAAUAAUUCCACGGAAUCGGGAAAGUUGAUCGACGUUUCCCCAUCUCCUGUUACAAUCACUGCCUAUACAAAAUGGGACAGAGUGAGUGAGCAAUUAAAGGCGAGCGCGCGACCCGUAGUCUUGAAUCGUGCGUCCUCGACGAAUACAACCAACCCAUUCGGCUGUACGUUCUGUUAUGGCAUACGAGAUGCGAUUGUCGAAGUAAUGGCAAAUCAACAUAUCGCAAGUGUAACUUUAUAUAGAACUGCGUGACGUUGAUAAUUUGCGAUGUAAGCCAUUACGUAGCGCGAUUUAUAAAAAACAAUUGUGGAUCAGAAAUUAUACUUUUAGCUUUAAUUUUUGAAGUCUUGAGUUUGCCAGUUAAAAAAGCGACAUGCGACAUGAACAAUGCGUAGAGCGCUCUGGGAAGCUUUUUUAAAAAUAAUAUAUAUAUAUAUAUAUACAUAUAUAUAACCAAUUAUUUUAAAAUACAAGGAUGAUAAGUAAAUGUUACGUAAAGUGUGAAUAUUAAGACGAUUAAAUGAUGACCGUAUAAGAUAUGUAUAAAAUUCAGAAACAAAAUAUAUGGAAAGUAAAAAAAAUGUAUAAUAUCACCUCGAGACUCACGUUUUUACGUAUCGUAAAAACUUAUUAUUUCUUUUGUCAAGCCUUGUCUCGCAGCUAUGGAUAUUUGGAUCAAUUUCAAGUCGAUUUUAUCUUAACAAGAGUCUCGAUACUUGUCUUUUUUUUUAUAACGUCUUAAUUUUUCACAUUAAUCUUUACACAAUGUUAAAACUUUAGCUGAAAGAUAUAAAACUAUCAUUGUAAUGCAACAAAAUGCUGCUGUAUUCUUACGAAUACUAUCUUUUUUCUACAUGUAGAAUUAAAAGGCAUAAUUUUAAUUGUAUUGCGUAAGUUAACAUAUCCGUACAAAUAAUACGAUUAUAUAUAAGUUCGAUAAUUCUAAGAAAUACACGGAGAAAUUUAUUAUGAUAUUAAAAUAUCACGAUAGACUCUAAAGAUUUUCAACGAGACAUUACAGUCGCUUUUCGUACAUAGUAAACGUACGAUGAAAAUUGCUAUAAUGGCUGCUAUAGUGAAGAUUGAAUAUAUUUAAGCGUAAUAUUAAAAUUCUUAUAAUUAAAUAUAGAUAAAACUUUAUUUAGAGUCUUGAAUGAUAAUUAAUAUUUUUUAUUUUAAUUUAUUUGUGUCUCAAUAUCGAUGUCUUAUUUUUGUUAAGAAAAUAUUGACUCUGUAUCAUUCAAAGAAUCUGUAGCUGGAAGAAAGGCAAUAUUACUUCAAGACUUUGUCUUGACAUCGAAUUUUGUCUUGUGAUUUUAGUGAGAAAAGUUAAUAUGCAUUAUUGUAUUGUUAAAAGAUAGGAAGACAUCAAUAAUUUCGUCCAAUACUUGAUUAUUUUUAUCUAUUGGAUGCCAUAGCGUUUCCUAAUUUAAUUCCCAUUUUUUGCCAUAAUUGUAAAAUUAUGACAAUUAAUAAGGAAAUAAUUGUAGAACAAAUUAGAAAUCAUUAUCCACAAAAGAUAUUUUAAUUCGAGAAUUAUGAAGACAAAAGCGAAAAAAAAAACUAUAUAAAUUUUUACUGGCGAUAUAAUCUUUUUAAUCAGUUGUAAGGAUUGUUACUAAUAUAAUCUCGACACAUAAUAUUACCCUUAGGUCAAGUAAGAAAGUAAGCUGAUUCUCAAUUUUCAUAUAAAUAGUAACUUUUUUAACAUGGGUGUGAAAAAAGUAACGUGUGAGAUUGGCGAAAGAAAUUGAAAUUACGUAUAUCCUGAUUAUCGUGUUCUUUUUUCAUUAUAAGAUUGCGAAUUCUUACCCAGCACAAAUGUCAUCCAAGUAAAAAAAAAACUUAGAAAUUAUAACAUUAUGUAACAAAUAAUAAAAGUAUUUGUUGUAUA
Messenger RNA from Monomorium pharaonis (pharaoh ant), 3249 nucleotides. RefSeq names its product UPF0183 protein CG7083. The transcript has 8 exons. The record is from RefSeq and is a predicted model, not a curated record. Gene Ontology annotation, biological process: Golgi to plasma membrane protein transport. Gene Ontology annotation, cellular component: trans-Golgi network. Bases 357 to 1607 code for a protein of 416 amino acids. NCBI's taxonomy places the organism in Eukaryota, Metazoa, Arthropoda, Insecta, Hymenoptera, Formicidae.